AUGGAAGAAAUAAUCCCAAUCAGCUCGAACAAAGUCCCUCUACCUGUUGAAAUCAUACCUGAAAAGAUCAAUCUAUCGAAUGAGGUUAGAAUCAAAGACGACAGUUCGUCUAAUUACGGCUCUCUCACAACCAAAUCUGGAAAGUCCAACAAGGUGUCAGACAACCAAUUAGAGAAGGCCAAGAGUGAUCAACAGAAAGAAAAUUUAGAAGUUGCUACUAAAACUGGCAAAAAUAAGAAGAAGAUGAAGGAGGAUAAGAAGGAUGGAGAGGAGAAGAAGGAGAAGAAGAGAAGGAAGAGAAGGAAGAACCCUUUUGCACCCAAGCAGCCGUUAAAUGCUUAUAAUUUUUAUGUUAAGGAAAAGAUGGAGAUGUAUAAGAGUCAGUACAUUGAUUGGGGACAUAAUGUCUUAAUCAAAAAGAUAGCUGAAGAGUGGAAGAUGGAAGCUAAUAAACAAAAAUACAAACAAAUGGCCCAAAAAGCAAAAGAGAAAUAUACUGAGCAAAAGGAUAUGGUUAAGCUUUAUCAUCCAAAGCCUAAGAUAAAGAAACCCCCAAAUGCUUUCAUUCUGUUCAUGAAAGAGAGAAGUAAGAAAAUAAAUGAAGAAAGUCUGGAGAAUUAUAAACCCCCAGAAUCCAAACCUAAGAAAAGAGUAGCUAAAGAUAAGAAUAAAAAGAAAGAUCAAAGCCAAGAGAAUACUACUUUACUAAAGAUAAAGACUGGUGAAGAAGUUGAAGAUAAAUCAAAUGUGAGUGAUAACAGGUCCACCAACCCUUCUAGUUUGACUCUUAGCUCCAAACUAUCAGAGUCAAAUCUCAGCGACAAAGGCGGUCACGAUGCUGAAUCAGUGCUUGAAACACCUUCCAAACCUGACUUCCAGGUUCCUCGGCCCAAGAAAAUGGACCGCAAAGAACUCUUGUCGAAGAUUUCUCGAGAAUGGAGAGAACUCAGUUCCUCCGAGAAGCAGCGCUUCAAACAUGAAGCCGCCAGGAAAAUGCGAGAGUGGAAGUUUGACAAGCGUGAAGAAUACCGAGCAGCAUUCGCAAAGGCAAUUGGGAGGCGGCAAGGAGGAUUUGGAGUGUACAAGAACCAGCUGACACCCUACAAUUUCUAUCUCAAAGAGAAAGUCCCACAACUCAUUCAAGAAAAGAAGAAAAAUGGAGAGGAGCUCGUUCAGAAAGAAAUUUUCAAGACAGUAGCAGAGCAGUGGGGACUUCAAGAAGAUAUGACUAAAUGGAGAGAGCAAUCUGAUAAAGAUGCUGAUAGAUAUGAAGAAGAAGUUGAAAAUUUUAAUGCAAACAAUAAUAAUGAAGGAGACUAUCUAGAUGGGGACUUAAGAGAAAAUCCAACCGAGAUCCUGAUUGAAAACAAUAAGAGGAGUCUUGGUGAGCAGAUGCAAAACAUCCCUCUAUUACAAGGGAGUGAAAAUUAUCCUCACAGGAUGUAUCCUUCUAACCUGAACCUUGUGGUUCCAUCAAGCUCGAACCAUGACGAAAGCAGGACUGGAAUAGAUAGUGAUUUUAAGAUGCCCAAAGCCAAACCACCCAAAAUUAUUAUGGACGCACCAGUAAUCGAAGCUGAAGAAGGAGACCUUGAUGCUCUCUUCGGUGGCUCAGAAGAAGCAGAAGGAGAAGACCAAGAAGACAAUAUUGACAUUGAUAUUGGAAGUGAAGAUUCUGAUGACAACCAAGAUAAUCCAAAUAUUCCAGAAAAUGAAGAUGAGAUCCAUCAGAGCCCAAAUCCUGAAUACGAUCAUAUUGAGGAAGAUAAAGAAAUGGAAGCAGUAGAUAUUAAAAAUGAUUUUAAAAUGCCCACUGGAAGAGAUAUCAACGAUAUUAGUAAAGUGAAAGGAAUUAAAGCGAAAUCACAUUUCGAUAUGAAUAUUCUAAAAGACUACAAAUCUGAGAUAUCAUUUGGUUUGACAGAGAAAUCAGAGGAAAAAUCGAAGGAAGAUUCUAAGAAAUAAUUCAUCUAAUUUCAAGUAGUA
Messenger RNA from Moneuplotes crassus, 1986 nucleotides. Lineage: Eukaryota; Ciliophora; Spirotrichea; Euplotida; Euplotidae. The record is from the annotation of a GenBank genome assembly.